AUGUCAGAGCAUCCCUCCAUCUGCCACUUCCCUUCAGGCAGUGGUGUGUUCAGCCGCGCCUCGCGUUGCCACGGCAACGGUCCAGGCCUUCCGGCGGCGGCCGGAAGCAGGGCGGCGCGCGGCAGCAUGGCGGCGGGGUGGGGGCGCCCGCCGGCCGCCGUUGCCUUGACGCUGCUGCUGUCGCUCGGAGCCUCCGCGCCCGGGCUGCUGCCGGGAGCCCCCGCCGCCUCCUCCGCCGCCUCGCUGCGGCCCGCCGCCCUCCGCGCGGGGGAAGUUCACAGGUUAGUUACCUAUAUCUUUGUCUACGACGACCUGAUAUCCUUGAUCUGCGGUGCCAUUAUCAUCUGGUAUUUUGCGGGCAGCUUUGAGAAGAACGUUGGCACUGUGAAGCACUGUUUCCUCACCGUCGCGUUUGCCGUCCUCUCCGCCCUCCUGUACCUCUUACUCGAGACCAUUGUCUCGAAGGUGUCAGCGGUGGAAGAUGCCAGAGGAUUCAUGCCAGUAGCUUUUGCUAUGUUGGGUGUGUCCACCACCCGCUCACGGAUGAAGAGGACUCUGUUUUUUGGGGUUAGAGUUCCAGUGGUGCUGAUGCCGUGGUUUAUGCUUUGCAUAGCAUGGUUUAUCCCCCGCUCUUCUCUCUUGAGUAACCUGUGUGGGCUUCUAGCUGGGGAAGCCUAUGGUCUUGGCUACUGUUUCUGCUUGGAUUUUCCGGAGUCGGUGGGCACUAAGGUGGACCGGGUGCUCCCUUUCAGUCUGCUAAAGAGGAUACCAGGGCUGAAAUACAUCCCAGGGUCCUUAGCAGAGAGAAGAGCCUCUGAAAGCAGCAAGAUUAACCCUGCGCCAGGCGCCUACCCAACCCAAAGCUACUACUGCUCUUCGCCUCCGGCUGUUCCUGCUUUCCAGAUGCAGCACCCUAAUGCUCUGAGCCAGGGGUUUCAACACAGCUGCGUUCCAGGAUAUGGCCAUGCACUGGGACACGAGGGAUCUCAGCAUGGCCGUGCUGCAGGACACGGCCUCGCUUCUUCCCCCUACCAAGUCAGAGGUGCCUUCGGAGAGUGUUACAUGCAGGCCCAUGCUGGAGCCUCACCUGGACAGUGCUGCCAGCUGGGCACGUUCUCCCCCCCACAGCACGUGUGUCUCACUGAUCCACAGACACCUGCAGGCGUGGGCCCCCUGGCUGGGAUUCAGCAAGCAUCAGGGUAUCCAGCAGCCACGGUGGCUCCUGUUUCAGCUGAAUUUUCGAGAGUGCAGGUGUACUGAUCCUCCAGAAAGCAGCAGGACUCUCAUACUGUGGCAGGACCAUUGUGUGAUGCUCACACAGCAGUGCAUUGCUGGCAUCUUUGCUGUAUCUGGGUGACUAGUGGAAUGGGUUGGUAGCUCCAAUGUAGGUCAUUCCCCUGCCCCCUGGCACAGGCUACUUUAAUUAUAGUUACUUUAUAAUUUUUUUUUUACUUUUUGAUAAUGUAAAAAAUGGGGAUGGGGACUGUAUCACCUCUGUGCGCUUCUCAUCCUUUUGGAGUCUUUUUUCAUUGCUGUAUUUAGCAGCUGCCUUUUUCCACACUGCCACUAGAGUUACAGUGCAUCAGCUCCCCGACUCAAGCUAGGAACCGAAUUGUCAAAACCCUAAUCUGGGGUUUAACUAGGCUGCAGCAAUAAGGACAUGUCCUAUCUAUGCUGAGGCUCUUAGCCUCCUAUCUUGUUUACAGGUGUGGUGUAGCUCGGACCCAAAAGAGGUUGAAAUCAUGGAAACCUUAGUUUAUAACUUAAUAUUUCAGUGGAGGAGGACAGAUGUCUGUUCUGCUAAUGACUUCUCCACUAAGAGUGUGCCUUGAAGGGGCUUGUUAAACCAGGGCUGAGGCAAGAGGGCAGAGUACAGAACACCCUUUUCUGCCUGCCAAAACACAGCUCUAAAAUGCUGAAGGUGCUUCUUAACUGCAGUCUGUGCGUGCAUCAACAUGUUGCCUUCAUUUUCUGAUAGCACUGCACUAGCUCAGCCUGUGUUGCCAGCACUUGUGAAUAAGGCAACCUCAGAUGCAUGCAAAGUAGCGGAAGACUCGUCAGUAGGGGAUUUUGGCCAUUUGUUGAGCAAAUGUAUAUAAAUCCAAGGAGCUGGGAGGGACCUUAACAGUGGGUUAGAAGAAUUAACUGGAAUGUAGCAAUGCCACUGGGGGUGUUCACACUGCUCAGCUUUAGAUGUCUCACCCACCAGUAUUAGCACAAUCUCUCUCUCUCUUUUCUUCAGAGCUGGUGGAAAGGUGUGUGGGAGAGGGGAGUUUUCAGCAAGGGAUUCAGAGCAGGAUGCAGCAUUUGGUGCCUGUGGCAGUAACGAAGGAGUUUGGUCAAGUUGGUGGGACUUGAGCUUUAUUUCCAGCUGUGUAGCUGCUUUACUGUGCCAUGCCCAGGAGGAAUCUUCUGUCUCUGUGUCUGUAAAUCAGCCAGGAUCUCAACUAUUGCUCUUGACUCUUUGCUUAGAGGUAUUUUUGUGCUCAAAAAAAAAAAAAAAAGCUACCUGAGCACAAAGUGCCAUUACUGCUCUUGGAGAUGUUCUUGCAGUGACUAACUUGUCCCCCAGAAACUGCAGUAGUCUUGGGGCUCUUCCAUGCUAUCAGUGAGCCAGGGUCAUAGGCAGCAUUGGCAGCUGCAUGCUCCAAAGCAUGUAUGUAUGUCUUUGUUUUCCCCUUUUCGGUGUCUGAAGAAGCCCCAUGUUGCCGUACAGCUGCUUAUUUCUCCAGCAGCCCUUCUGGGAUGACCGCCACAGUUAACGUGUGGCCUCGCAGGGGCUUGCUUUGGGGGAAGACUGAAGUGAAUGCUGAGGAUUUAGACCUCAGAUGCACGUUAGUAAGAAGCUCUGCUCACAAAGGCAGGCACCCCUGGGCAGGGGCUUUCUGCAGGAGGAUGCAGCAAUUUAGGAACCAGCCUGGAGUUGGCAGCCAGCUCUGUCUCAUCCCUGGUUGUUUCACUCCUCCAUGGGAUCACAAAUGGACUUGACUUCAUGUUCUUGUUUUUCCUGCUGACAGCAAUUGCAUUGUUACAUGUUUAGUGCGGAGCAAAACCAGGAUAAGGUGCUUGUUUGGAACUUAAAAGCAUGUUUUUAAUACCAGGAAAGAAAUGCUAGACAUAACAUUGAAAUGUUGAUACUCCACUCUCAUUAGUGCCUUGAUUUUCUUCCUUGUGAGAUCCUCCUCUGUAAACCUAGGAAUUUUAUCACUGUUUUUUUCCAGAAACGUGCAGAAGCACGAUGAGGACUGGUAGCAAUUGCAAAUGUUGUAUACCUCCAAACUGUAAGCUUGAAACACAAUCUGAAAGACAAA
Messenger RNA from Harpia harpyja (harpy eagle), 3311 nucleotides. It is a transcript of the gene RHBDD2, whose product is annotated as rhomboid domain containing 2. Bases 1 to 1260 code for a protein of 419 amino acids. The record is from RefSeq and is a predicted model, not a curated record. Gene Ontology annotation, molecular function: serine-type endopeptidase activity. Lineage: Eukaryota; Metazoa; Chordata; Aves; Accipitriformes; Accipitridae. The transcript is spliced from 5 exons. Gene Ontology annotation, cellular component: membrane.